CUGAUGAAGUUGUCUGAAAAGGAGACUGGGAAGAGAGCUUUUAUUGGAUAACAUUGCAUAACAAGAUGGCGAACAAACUGAAGGAGAUGGGGGUUGACACGGCAUUCGCCAGAAAACAGCUCGAGAAACAUGGCUGGGCUGAAGGAAAAGGUCUAGGUAAAGAGGAAAGUGGAAUUUCUAAAGCAAUCAAAGUGAACAUUAAAACCGAUACUGCUGGGGUUGGCUAUGAUGCUGGUGAUCAGUUUAGUUUCCACUGGUGGGAUCAUGUCUUCAACAAAACAGCAAAGAGUAUAGUGGUACAGGAGAGCAAUGAUGGAGUAGAAGUAGUGAAGUCUGGUAAAGAAUCAUGUGUAAUUAGUAGUAAAAGACCAAGCAAGAAUUCAAACAAGCCACUGUUAUAUGGCAGAUUUGUCAAGGCUUCCAGUCAAACUCCAAAAAGAGCACUCUCUGAUUCUGAGGAAGACACAGAUGAAGAACGCGAUUUCUCAAAUUUAAGCACAGAGGAUAAAGUUUUUCAAGCCUGUGGCGGAAGAACAGCUCACAAAGCUGCUCGACAUGGGUUCCGGUUGAAUGGCAAACUCCAGCGAGUUCUGGAACAGGACAAAAUAGCUAUGGCAACAAACAGCUGUAAAAGUACAACAGAGGAGAGUUGCGAUGCCAAUUUUAAUUCUAAGGAAAAUUGCAAGGAACAGAAAGUUAGGGAAAAGAAAAACAAGAAGUCGAAGAAAAAAGAAAAAGACCGUAAAAGUGGAAAAAUAAAGCGAAAAUAUACGGAAACAAGAAACGGACAGAAUUUUACGGAUGAGCGUGGUACUAAUGAAGGCGAUACGGACAACAAACAAACAAAAAAGAAAAAGAAAGCAAGAAAAGUGACUACAUAGUGCAAUUAUAUAUUCACGUACAACCAUUUAUAAUUGGU
Molecule: messenger RNA, 919 nt
Organism: Pocillopora verrucosa
Lineage: Eukaryota; Metazoa; Cnidaria; Anthozoa; Scleractinia; Pocilloporidae
Product: G patch domain-containing protein 4
Cellular component (GO): nucleolus
Molecular function (GO): nucleic acid binding
Source: RefSeq, a predicted model, not a curated record